AUGGACUACCAGAAGGACCCACUCAGGAGCAAGAGUUAUCGCAUACCUGGGACGGAAGAGAUUCGACGCGAGAUAGAACGCGUGGAGGAGAGCAACAAAGACAAGGUUGUAUUGUACCAGACCCGCUCACUCUUGAGCUACUUCAUGGCCUGGCUGGCUCACGGGGUGAUGGCUAGGACGGAUGUCAAUCGGCCAGGAGAUUCUACAACCAACCGCAUCAGCACCGUCGCACUGGGGCUCGGCUUCUUUGAAGAAGGGCACGAGUUCCCCUCCUUCAUAGAGAAGGAAUCCGUGUGUGAGGGCCAGUCUGUUGGAAAGAAAGUCCGCGACGCAGAUCUGACGAAUGCCAUCUUGGGUGAAGGAGAGCUCCAUGUAAGCUUCGAUCCGACGGGGAAGAAAAAGCAGUGGAUUGUGAACUAUGCUAUGGGACCGAAAACCUAUGAGAGCUGCCAUGACAUGGUCUAUGCAGAAGCAGCAGACAUGAUCAUAGAGGUCGUGCCCAAGCUUAAAGACGAGAAGCUGCGACAGCAGAACUUCACAACUGCGGCAGAGUUUGCUAAAUAUCUCGACCAGGAGAUAGGGAGUUGGAGAGAUGCGAGCUUCCCAGAAAGCACGGUCCCAGAUUGGAAGUUCGCUACACUGGGCAUUCCCGAGCGGCUGAUGGAAGUGAACGUGAAUCUGCUCGGGUCUGCGACAAGCAAGGGCUGGCAGAAAGAUGACCAGAUGUCAAGUUGGGGGCAGCUUAUGCAUUCUCGCCGGCAUGGCCUCACAGGAAACGCAGGAUUCUCCGAUUUGAGAUCCGAGUUUUUGGAGACGCUCCACACUGGGGCAGAUUUCCGGACAUCUCUUCAUGAGGUCAUGCCGGAGAAGCUGAAAGUUUCCGAAGCUGUCCGCACCAAGCUGUUGAACCUCCAGUCACUUCUGCAGUGUGUAGCCUACUAUCGGCUGCCUGUGCAAUCUGAUCACAUCAAUAUCUUCGAGACGUGUUGGCAGGGAACAGCUGAGCCAUUUGCACCAGCACGCCGGCUCGACCUAGAUGAAGUGGCGAGCUUGGAGACGAGGCGGAAGACUAAGCAACUGGCGCAGAAUCCUUGUCAGCUCGACCCGCGGACAUUUAUCGGAUAUUCGCGGGUCCUCCUUCAGUUGGUCAUGCCUACCGACAUUGCGGACAAGCUCGUGUACGUGAGUACCAACUGGCAUUGGGACAACUACCAGGCCGUUGCCAGCGGAACGGCAUCAGCAGGCCAGCAACCUGGUCACAUAGAGAAUGAAUGGACAGACACGGCCUUUACACGGGCUUAUAGCCAGAUGAAGAACACCGAAAUGGGCGAUGUUUACACGGCUCGAGUGCUGCUAAGAAGGUCUGAGCUUGGUGACGUGCGCAUCGUAGCGCACAGCCCAGUCUUUGCGGACAAAGCCCUGAUGAUCUUCGUCCAACUGGUUCUCAACGACAUGAGGGCCUACCUCAAUGGUGAGGCGGUUGUCACCGCCGGGGAAGACUGGAAGCCUGUUUGGGAGGCGCAUGGAUGCUUUCGUGCCUACGACCGCGAGGGCUACCAGCAGAUGCAUCUCCUCCAUGACGAGACCGGAGUGGCUGGAGGACCGCCUGCAAAAGUGCUCCGAGUCGGAGGCGUGGACCUGGCGAGGAACAAAAGCAGGUAUGCGCUUCUGAGCGCCUUUCUCCUUCCAUCCUUGGGCCAUUGCCAGCUUUGCCACGAUGAGUUUUGCCGCGCCGCUGCUGAAGCGCAGGCUGCCAGCAUCCUCCAGAAGGAUAGCCGUCUGCAACGGCUCGGCGCCGAGCCUCCAGAUCCCACGGCUGAGGGAUUGGGCCAAACUGCUGUGCACCCUUCAGCUCCGAGCAAACUCUGGUACUGGAUCACUUUCCUUGCGGUGGUCACCUUUGGCGCCUUGACGAAUCUACUGCCCAGCGGAUUCCUGCAAAGGCUCUUUCCGUCCUUGGCCUCGUCCGGAGGUGAGGCAAAGAGCUAUGAUACCAUCGCAGAGACGGCCCGCGGCGACAGCCAGUCCUCCGAUCUUCUGAUGGAGAAUAGCCACCUUCUGGAUCCCAGCUCGGAUCCGGAACCGGCUGAGAGCCUUUUGGCGCUGCUGCCACAUGGCAAUGAUGUGGCGAUCUGCCGCGAUGGAGAGGACCCUCAGCCUACGACGUACGCAGAGCUUCGGCAGCAGCUCGAGGAUCAAAGCUUCGCGUCCUUCUUCCGCCGUGACGAUCGCGUUGCCUUGGUGCUGGAGAAUGGAAAGGAGAUGGCGACGUGCUUGCUGGCAGUUAUGCACCGUGCCUGUGCCGUGCCCUUGAACCCGACUUUUACAGAGGCUUCUUGGGACUGGUUGCGGCAUGUCUUUGGUCGAUCACAAAUGGAUGCCAAGCCUACUCCUGCUGCAAAUCAGACCUGA
Symbiodinium sp. CCMP2592 is the source of this 2412-nucleotide messenger RNA. The record is from the annotation of a GenBank genome assembly. NCBI's taxonomy places the organism in Eukaryota, Dinophyceae, Suessiales, Symbiodiniaceae.